UGCGCGCGACCGACGUCUCUGCCGCUGCUGCUGGCGUCCCUGGCGCUGCUCACCGGGCCGGCGGCGGGCGCGGCGCAGCACAGCGUCUGGCUGGCGGCCGGCCGCCUCUGGCUCAGCUGGGAGCUCCACCUGUCCGCGGACGCGCCAGCCUCCGCCGCCGUAGAGCUCGAAGUCACUUUCCCUGCGCACUUUCAGGCCGCCGGGGUGGGCUUCUCACCCAAGGGCGGCAUGGCAGGAGCCGACAUGGCCCUCGUCUGGUUCGACAGCCGCGGGAUGCCCUACGUUGCGGAUCUACAUGGGACAUCUCGUAACACUGCACCAGAUCUGGACUCUUCACAGGACUACUAUUUAGUGGGUGGCAGCAGAAAUGACACACACUCCACAGUCCGCUAUCGCCGCAGGCUUGACACUUGUGAUAAGGAUGAUAUGAUCCUGGGGAGUGACACAGUAAGAGUAAUAUGGUCACUGCAUGAAGAGGCUCCCCAAAUGGUGGAAGGAAAGUUAAUCAGAUUGCAGGGUCACAAAGCCAACAGAGGUACUCGUAGCUUGCAUCUCAUUGUACCACCAGAGCUGCCACGACCUAAUGCACAACAGUGGGAUGUCACUCUCAGAGAUUUCAUUAUACCAGACAACAUGGAUACCAUAUACCAGUGCAAGAUAUUUAAAGCUCCACCAGUCAGAACUAAGCAUCAUAUUAUUGGAUAUGAACCUAUUCUGACUCCUGGUACUGAGCAUUUGGUGCAUCAUAUGCUUUUAUAUGAGUGUGGAGUUAAGGCUGGAAAUUUGGAUGCAUAUGUCCACCAGAAGGGUGCUCCAUGUUAUGGACCUGAAAUGCCUCGUCCGUGGGAACACUGCCUUACACCAAUUGUAACAUGGGCAAUAGGAUCAACAGGAGAGCUACUACCACAACAUGUUGGUUUGCCACUUUCUGAUUCUUCUUAUUUUAUGCUUGAGGUCCACUAUGACAACCCGUCAUUCCAUACAGGUCGUGACAGUUCUGGAGUUCGUGUUUUCCACACUGACCAGUUACGCCAUUAUGAUGGUGGAAUUCUUGUAAGUGGUAUUACAAUAACACCACUUCAUGUUAUACCACCUGGACAGCCAGCUUAUAGAACAGCUGGUUACUGCAGUGGAGCAUGCACCAACAAGCUGCUGCCGCAAUCAGGUGUGAAACUAGUUUCGGUACUCCUGCACUCUCAUUUGGCUGGGAAGGCCUUACGUCUCAGACAUGUGCGUGACAAGAAGGAGCUAAAACCAAUUGUUAGAGAUGAUAGUUAUGACUUCAACUACCAGCAGGCUCGCAGACUUCAGGAGGAAGUUGAAUUCCUUCCUGGAGAUGAGCUUGUCACUGAAUGUGUGUACCAGACGUCCAAAAGGAAGCAACCAACUUAUGGUGGAUUCUCAACAAAACAAGAAAUGUGUCUAGCAUUUGUUCUCUAUUAUCCAAAAACAAAUUUGGCUGCCUGUUACAGUAUGACACCAGUAAAAUAUUUUUUUGAGACCUUCAAUGUGAAGGAAUUCUAUGAUGUGGAUAUGGAUACUGUGGAAAGGAUGUUUCUUAAAAUUGACCAACCUGAAAAUAGUGUGUCACAACUCCGAAUGAGGGCUUCAACUACAACAACUACCACUACUACAGCACCAACAUUCCCCAUCUUGGAAUCUGAUGUUGAGCUGGAUGAUGAAGCUAAUGCUCAAGCAAUAUCUGUACUGAAACGUAUGCGUGGCUUUACAGAAGAAGGUGUUACAGAGGGUGCAGAUGAAGGUACAGGUGGACUUUUUGGAGAGCUCGUUAUCCGUGAACCUGAAGAGUUUCGCAAUCGGUCACUUGUUGCACAUCUUCAAGAUUUGCCAUGGUCUGAUCCACUUUUAGCCAGUCCUGUUGAGCAGCGGCUGUAUGCUGGUAAACACAUGGUCUUUUGUCGCACCAGAGAAGAUGAUCUUGCUAUUCCAGCUGAUGUGUUCUCGUUUCCUAACCUGACGGAUCUUCCAUCUGCAUCUGCGAGGUCGCUAACACUAUGUCAUGGGAGUACCAGACAUCCCUUGCAGUCAGAGCAACCUAGAGGAAUUGCUGCACAACAUAUCCCAUUGUCUAUAAUGAUGCUGUUGCUUUUUAUUUGUGCUCUACACACAACAUGAGGUCGCCAUUAAAAAAAAAAUCUUAAAGCUAUGCACCAAAGCUAUUUGAUGACAAAUAUUGUAUAGUCACACUUUAUUUCUCUUCAUGCAAAAUGUAUUCCUAUGGGAUGCUGUGUUCCUGUGUUGUUUGAUAUGCAAUUAUUUGCAGAAACAGUUUUGUACUUUUGAGUUGUUUUUAAAGUGAAACAUAAGUAUGUUCCUUGAUGUCUGUGGUUUCAUGAAGAAGACUGGAUGUAACCAAAAGUGAAGAACUCUGACCAAAUUGCUGUUUGGGUACAGAUCAAAUAAAGACUCAUGUAAUUAAAAUGGCAGUGUCACUACCACAAGCUUGGCAUUCGAAUUACUUUUUUACGUAUUUUUACAAAAUCAGUGGAUUUAUAUAUGUAAAUUUGUUUGUGAAACACUGAAGACACUCAACAUGCGAUUAUCUUUGUGUGAUUCAGCAUUGCUAGAGAGAAAUAAUCUCAGAAGAACCAGUUACACUAAAAUAAUGUUAAAGAAUGUGAUUGAGAUGGAAUGAAAAGCCGUCUGCCUUAUGGGUGUGAAACAUGAGUUCCUAAAAGUGCACCAAAGCUAAGUUGCAUUAAAGGAAUUAAAAAGUUGAUUCUAAGCCCAUGGAACAUUAGCAUUUGGUUGUCAUUACAUGUCACAGAAAGGAAUCAGUCAAAUUUAAUUAUGUUCUGAAAAUAUGAAAGUCAAGG
Molecule: messenger RNA, 2837 nt
Organism: Schistocerca piceifrons (Central American locust)
Lineage: Eukaryota; Metazoa; Arthropoda; Insecta; Orthoptera; Acrididae
Product: MOXD1 homolog 1-like
Exons: 11
Coding region: 229-2136 (635 amino acids)
Biological process (GO): octopamine biosynthetic process; dopamine catabolic process; norepinephrine biosynthetic process
Cellular component (GO): secretory granule membrane
Molecular function (GO): dopamine beta-monooxygenase activity; copper ion binding
Source: RefSeq, a predicted model, not a curated record